AUGAACAAGCGUCUGUUUUCAGGGGUUGCUUUCUCGCUAGCGAGGAGAGCCUUGCAUCUCUCUAGGGUUUUCUUCGUCCACGUCCAGCUGUUGUCGUCCCUCAUCGUCUUUACUAGUGUUGUUUGUCGUCGCCCUAUUGCAGCCUGUGUUGGGCCGGUUCGUUGGCGUCGCUUAGGGAUUGUGCUACGGGCUUUAUGCCCUAACGUCAAACUCUUGUCUAGUUUCUUUUUGGAGUCGACUGUUGGUGUUCUCGUUUUCUUUAUUGGUCUGUGUGUGGUGCCCUUGGACAGUAUGGCCUUUAUGCAUUCUAGGAUCUUAGGUGUUGGGCAUGAUUUUAGGCAGCUAGGGUUGUUGGUUGAGCUCUAUGUUCCUCUCUCAACGGGUUCUGUCGUGCUGGGGCUUUGGGAUUCGGGUGGUGAUCGAGAUUUUAUUGUUGUUGAGCAAUUUAUCUGCAUAGACGAGUUUAUUGCUAAGGUGAUGGAGGCUAACCUCGAGGGGUCUCCCAAUUCUCCCCGAUGUGUUCACAUGAACGUUUAUGGGCUUGGCAUCUGA
Messenger RNA from Prunus armeniaca (apricot), 552 nucleotides. Lineage: Eukaryota; Viridiplantae; Streptophyta; Magnoliopsida; Rosales; Rosaceae. The record is from the annotation of a GenBank genome assembly.